AUGUCCAAAACAGUAUCCCAAAGCCCAGGCCAGGAUAUGGCCCAGUUCGUCCAUUAUAAUGUCUUGGGAUCAGACUAUGAAAUAACCGGGAGAUACUCCUCCUUAAAACCGGUCGGAGCAGGCGUUUCCGGCAUAGUCUGCUCCGCCUACGACCAACUCGCAGGAGAGACUGUAGCGAUCAAAAAGCUAUCCGAGCCCUUCAAAAGUGCACAUGUCGCAAAACACAUGUUUCGCGAAGUAAAAUUAUUAAAGAUGCUGCAGCAUGAUAAUAUCAUUCAUAUGAAAGACAUCUUCAUCUCCCCGACGGAGGAUAUCUAUAUCAUUACGGACCGCCUUGCAGUCGAUCUCGGGACUCUGCUGGCUAGCAAAAAGCUAGAAGAUCAAUUCACACAAUAUUUCAUGUACCAAAUUAUGCGUGGCCUCAAAUAUGUCCACUCAGCGGGAGUAGUUCACCGUGACUUGAAACCGUCGAAUAUCCUGGUCAAUGAGAACUGCGAUUUAAAGAUCUGUGAUUUUGGCCUUGCUCGACUCCAGAAAACUCACAUGACUGGCUACGUGUCAACGAGAUAUUAUCGAGCACCGGAGAUCAUGCUCACCUGGCGAAGGUAUAAUGCCAAAGUUGAUAUCUGGAGUGCAGGGUGCAUCUUCGGAGAGAUGAUGCUGGGGAAGCCUCUGCUCCCAGGCAAAUCGCACAUUGAUCAAUUUUACACCAUUACUCAACUGCUGGGGAGUCCACCCGACGAGCUGACGGCAAAUGUGACCAAUACGAAUACUCUGGACUUCAUAAAGUCGUGCCCUCGGCGAUCCCGCAAGCCGUUGUCCAAACUCAUUCCAUCCGCGGACAGGAGAGCUCUGCAACUCCUGGACAGCAUGCUCCAAUACGUACCAGAGAAAAGAUGCUCAGCGGCCGAGGCUCUCGAAUCUCACUACCUUGCUCCAUAUCAUGAUGGCGAAGAUGAGCCAGUGGCAGAACAGCGGCUUGAUUGGUCAUUCUUGGAGGCAGACCUUCCUGCUGAUGUGUGGAAGACAGUAAUGUAUUCAGAGAUCUUGGGAUAUCUGGGUGACGUGAGCGGGUUAAGGACACCUGAAAGCGAUAAUUCGAGCCCAGACGCGAUGGAUAUAAGUGCAAAUUAA
Molecule: messenger RNA, 1134 nt
Organism: Penicillium chermesinum
Lineage: Eukaryota; Fungi; Ascomycota; Eurotiomycetes; Eurotiales; Aspergillaceae
Exons: 7
Coding region: 1-1134 (377 amino acids)
Biological process (GO): protein phosphorylation; cellular response to oxidative stress; stress-activated MAPK cascade
Cellular component (GO): nucleus; cytoplasm
Molecular function (GO): ATP binding; MAP kinase activity
Source: RefSeq, a predicted model, not a curated record